CCCCGCAGUUUUCCACUUUCAUGGCGUCUCACGCCAUAGUUCUCCAAAAUCUCUCUUUUAUCCCUCCUUCUUCGCAGUCCUCAUUCUUCCCAGUCUUUCAAUCGAAAUUCAGUUUUGCUUCUCGGUCCGAUUCUGUUGCACUCAAUGCCCAUCGUCACCAAGAAGCAGAAUCUUCACUUGAAGAUAACAAGAGUAGCACUGAGAAGAAGAAGAAGAAUAAGACAGAAAAGGAGCUUCGACCCAAUUUCUAUCACCAAACCUUGAAGAAAUGGUCCGUCAAGAUCUCCUCCCAGAGAACCAAGUUACCAUGGCAGCAACAAGGAGCGGAGGAAACGGAGAGAGCCGUGCAUUGCUCUCCGGCUACAGGUACGCAUGUGGAUCUUCCAACUAAUCGAACCAGUUUAGUGUUCUCGGACGGCGGGUCGAAGUCGAGAUCCGCGCGAGGAGACCUUGAAAUCGAUUCCUCCGACUACAAUCAAGCGAGACCAAGGAACUCACCGCGUGCUUUGGCUGAGCGCAAUUCGCUAACCGAAGCCAAUUGCGUUAAGUUAGGGUUGGGAAUUCGUUUUCCGUCAGCUCCUUGGGCACGACGAGUAGAAUUCAAAAGUUCUAGGGUGCCGUGUGAUCGUGAUUUGGCUGACAAUAGUCAUGAUGAUGAAUCUAGUUCUAGUAGGAGCACUGUUUCUUCAUUUAUUCGGAGGGAUUGGGAACUUCAGAUGCAAGAAGCAGAAGCUAUUUCAUUGCCCAGCGUUAGGGCCAAAGCAAGGAAAUCCCAGUUUAGCAUUCAAGCUGAAGCAGUUAUCCCAUAUCAGGAUCGUAAAUAUGAUGCUGAGUGUCUGGAAGAAUCAAUGGAUCGCUGUAAUCCAGAAGAUGCUGGAGGUUCUGUUGGUUCCUACUAUGAAAAGAUUUUGACAAAUUCCCUUUCUGAUACUGAUGAUUCAAGGGAUUCUUUAUCAUUCCCAUGGGGGAAUGGGGAUGAUGUAAGCAAGAUGGAUCCUUUUCGCAGAAGAAGCAAUACUGAUAUGGCUGAGAGAACCAUUCCAGAGCCUGAGCUGCGUAGGCUUAGGAAUGAGGCGCUGAGAAUAAAAGAGAGAAUGAGGAUAGGUCCUGCUGGGGUUACUGAAGCUGUUGUGGAAAGUAUUCGUCAGAAAUGGAAGGAAGUUGAGGUGGUCAAGUUACGUAUAGAAGGUCCUCCGAGUCUCAACAUGAAGAGGACAAAUGAAAUUUUGGAGAGAAAAACGGGAGGCAUUGCUAUUUGGAGGUCUGCAAGUUCAAUUGUGUUGUACAGAGGUCUGAACUACAAGCUUCCUUGUGCACGCUCGCUCGCAAUAAUCUCUGAUACUACUACUAGUAUGGAUGGUUCAAGUUCAUCACACUCAAAUCAUUCUACUAAAGCCAAGGGCACAUUAAAGAUUUUGGAUCAAUUUGAUGCUGAUAUUGAAUUAUUUAGUGCAAGAACAUUUGAAGCUCCUUUAGAUGCUUCUCAUAUUGAUUCUAUUUUAAACCAGUUGGGACCAAGAUACAAAGAUUGGUCUGGUCGUGACCCACUUCCUGUUGAUGCUGACUUGCUUCCUGACAUUGUUUCUGAUUACAAACCUCCUUACAGACUUCUUCCAUACAAAAUGAAAAGAAGCCUUACGAACAGGCAAAUGACAUUUCUUCGGAGGAUUGCGAGAUCCAUGGCUCCUCAUUUUGCUCUCGGGAGAAACAAACAACUUCAAGGGUUGGCCAAUGGUAUGGUCAAAUUGUGGGAGACGAGUGCUAUCACAAAAAUAGCUAUUAAGCGUGGUGUGCAAAAUACUUCAAAUGAGAGGAUGGCAGAAGAGAUCAAGGAAUUGACAGGAGGAACUCUGCUUUCUAGGAACAAAGAGUAUAUUGUAUUUUACCGGGGAAAUGACUUUUUGACACCUUGUAUAAGGGAUACAUUAAUCGAAAGAACGAAACUGGCGCAGGAUGUUGAAGAAGAAGCUCGGUCCAGAGCAUCUGGUUUAAUUAGUUCAAACUCUAAAGCUGUUGAAGGUCCAUUUGUUGCUGGUACUCUUACAGAAACUUUGAAAGCAUACACUUACUGGGCAAACCAACCUAGCGGUGAGGACAGGGAAAAGAUGAGAAGAGAUUUAGCCUUAUCACAGCAAGAGUCUCUUGUUAGAUAUCUGGAGCAUAAGCUAUCACUAGCAAUUGCGAAAGUGCAGAAUGCUGAGAAAGCCUUGGCAAAAGUGCAGGAAACUCUACGACCGGCCAAUCUUCCAACCGAUCUCGAAACUGUUACCGACGAGGAGCGGGUCUUAUUUCGUAAAAUUGGACUUAAAAUGAGAUCCCAUCUACUUUUAGGGAGGCGUGGAGUUUUUGAUGGUACCAUAGAAAACAUUCACCUAAAUUGGAAACAUAUGGAGCUAGCAAAGAUAAUUGUCAAGGCAAAAAAUUUUGCUCAGGUAAAGCAUAUUGCUAUCUCUAUUGAGGCUGAGAGUGGUGGGGUGUUGAUUUCAGUUGAUAAGACCACCAAAGGCUAUGUAAUAAUUCUAUAUCGAGGAAAGAACUACCAGAGACCAAACAUUUUGAGGCCGAAAAAUCUUUUGUCAAAAAGGGAGGCACUAGCACGCUCCAUAGAGCUUCAAAGGCGUGAGGCUUUGAACUAUCAUAUCACAAAUCUGAACCAAAAAAUCCGGAUGCUGAAAUCACAACUUGCUCAAAUGAAACUUAACAGAGAACCAAGCAGUCAAGAUACAUGCAGUGAAGUUGUAGAUGAUUUUUCUGAUGGUAAUGUUGAGGAUGAAUGUGAAGAGGCCCAUCUAGAACGUAUGCUUCAACGGGAAAGGAGAUGAUUCCGAUUCGCUGAGCAGAAUUCAAUUUUGAAAGAAGCAGUUCCCUAUUAUUGAACAGGCUUCAAUACACCUUCAACAAUGUAGUUUUAAGGUUCGACAUGAGUGCCAACACAGAGGUUUUACUCUUAAUCUGAACGCUCCCCACUUGUUCUCUGGGAAACUGUGUUCGCAAUUUUUUUUUAAUGUGUAAUUAAUCUAAACAUUUGUAGAUAUCAAGUUUGAGUGCAAUUUUAGACCAUAUAUGUUUAGUUUCGUUUUGAUUUAUUGUACUAUUUAGAUUUUCUG
Messenger RNA from Phalaenopsis equestris, 3107 nucleotides. RefSeq names its product CRM-domain containing factor CFM3, chloroplastic/mitochondrial-like. NCBI's taxonomy places the organism in Eukaryota, Viridiplantae, Streptophyta, Magnoliopsida, Asparagales, Orchidaceae. Gene Ontology annotation, molecular function: mRNA binding. Gene Ontology annotation, biological process: RNA splicing, via transesterification reactions. The record is from RefSeq and is a predicted model, not a curated record.